UACGUUCAGAUUGGACCGACCGUCUGGUUUGUCAACAGAAAACCUAAGGCCAGAUAACUAUAUCAGUAUGUGAUAUCCUUCUUUCCGAGAAUGAGGUACUGAAGCUGUGUGGUUUACUCUUGCCUCGGACCGUCAGAAUAAAUGAUCCUCGGUCAUGGCUCAUGAGCCGGCCUACACAGGGUCACAUCACCAAGGGUUGGCAUCCCCUUGGAAGAACUGCAAACUGUGUUCUCUUCAGUGUAAAUCUUCUCGGGAAUUCGCUCGACACUUACGGGAAUUUCAUUGUUCAAAAGAAGGAGGGUCAUAUGUAUGCAGGUAUGGACCAAACAACAUUUGCCCAUCAUUACCACUAGAGGGUGUAAGUGAUAUGGACUAUGAAAACCACAUAGCAAGGGACCAUGUCCAGGCCUCUGGCAGAAAGAGAUCAGAGACACAAGAUAGUUAUUCUUUGAUGAUGUCUCCCCCGGGCUCUGUUCCUUCUGUUGUCCAUGACCAGCACAGAUGGACUGUUUUUGACUCACAAGUGAACCUCCCUGCUGCUCUUAAUGACCCUCUUAGAGUCAAGAGAGAGACAGACUUCUUCACCAAAACCUGGGGCCAAGAGUUCUAUGAGAAGAUGUAUGUUCCAGAAUCACGCUAUCUCCCAGAUAUUGAUAGAAAAUAUUUUGAAAAAUAUAAGCACAGAAUUUCAAAGAGAUACAGACGAUAUGCAAAAUAUAAAAAUCAAAUCGAGCAAGAAGCCCCUGGUGGAGAAACAUUUUUACAACAAAUGGAAAAGAACAGAGCUGAACUUCAGCAGCUUCCUAAGUUGUUCAUGCUGUCAAACUUUGACCUUGAGAACACAGACACAUUCAAUGCAGUAUUUCCAUGGACACAAGUGGAAGAUUGUCAGAAAAAUGGAGGAUCCUCCCAAUCCUCUAAGCUUUUACAGGAGAAGCUGAGUUACUACUUGGACAUCGUGGAGGUCCACAUAGCAAAGCAGAUCUCCACCAAGUCAGACGCCUUCUUCCAAGCGGUGUCAUCUCAUGACGUGCUACAGGAAAAUAUGCUGAAAACCUGUCAGUCCAUCAAGCAGCUGAGGGACAAGAUCCAGUGUAUUGAUGAGCUGCUGACCCUGGGGUCACUGAAGAUAAUGAAGCUAUCUCAGACCAGGGCGAACUAUGUCAAUCUUCAUAAUAAGCUGAAGUUAAUGGCCACUGUUCACCAGACACAGCCUACUAUACAGUUACUGCUGUCCACUCAAGAGUUUGUGGGGGCCCUAGAUCUCAUCUCCACCACCCAGGAAGUCCUGACCCAGGAGUUGGCAGGGGUACAUAGCUUCAGACAUCUUGGUUCCCAGUUAGCUGAGUUAGAGAACAUCAUAGAGAGGAUGUUACAGGAGGAUUUUGGGAAAUGUGUGUCUUCUGACCUAAAUCGACCAAUCGCUGAUACUGAGCCACUGAUGGAAGAGGAGAAGAUUGUAUCCCUUGUGUUUGGAAUGCUGAGGAAGAGCCGUUUUAACUUUGUAGAUGUUUAUAGAGAGGAGGCUUUCACAGCGGUCAAGGCCAUUGUUAAACAGACGGUAGUAGAGGCUGUGUCCGUUGCUGAGAAUGUGGAUACAGAGGAUAGUGUCGGCAGCCUGGCAGAUCAGAUGAGAAUGUUAAAUUAUCCCCAAUGGAUGGAUCUCCUCAAACAAAUCUUCUCUAACUUAUUGGUGCAUCUCAAAAGAGCAAAGACAUUCCAUGGAGUGAUCAGUGAUGUGAUAGGGAUAGCCGCAGGGAAGACCCUGGUCCCCAGCCCCCUACCCUCCCCCACCCAGGAGGAUUGUCUCCUGAGUGAAGCCACUCAUCUCCAUGUCUCUGUGAGUGAGGAGGCGGCAGACGUGAUGAUCUCGGAGGCUGAGUACGUCACGGUCCAGGCCAAACUCAAUGAGAUGUUGUGUGCUGUAUGUGACCACGCCCAUGAUAGGUGUGUCAAGGUCAUUACAGCCAGGUCAAAGGAUGGAUUUCUGGAGCGUUUGUCUUCCAGUGAAUUUGUGGCUCUGUCCAGGGAGGUAGAGAAGUUUGUGACGGAUUGUGAGACCAUCAGUGGGCGUCGAUGUAUGUCCCUCAGAUUUAGUCUGCAGUCACAGGCUUCCAAAUUUGUGAACAGAUUUCAUGAGGAGAGACGUACAAAACUCAGCCUGAUCCUGGAUAAUGAGCGAUGGAGACAGGCCGAUGUCCCUGCAGAGUUCCAGGAACUUGUCAAUCACAUCACACGCACAGGCAUGCUCACCAUACCAGACAGGACAGCAGACUCAGAGAAAGGUCCUGCUGAAGUGCUGGUGGUGGAGACCCAGACAUUUGCUGUCGUGGGCACUGUGCUGAUGUUAAUGAAGAUGAUGGUGGAGUAUUGUCAGUGUGUGGACAACAUUCCCUCGGCCGCCCCUGACCUGAUGUCUAGACUGGUCGACCUUUUCAAGAUUUUCAACUCAAGAACUUGUCAGUUGGUUCUUGGUGCCGGUGCUCUGCAACUUGUGGGGCUAAAAACCAUCUCUACAAAAAAUUUAGCCCUGGCAUCGAGGUGCUUGCAGUUGGUUGUUUACUUCAUUCCAAAAGUCCGCCAGCAUUUUGAGGAAAAACUUGUGUCUAAAAAUAAAUCAAUGCUCAGAAACCUGGACCAGGUACAAAAGGAUUACACGGAUCAUAUCAAUGAAAUUACAAACAAACUUGUGAGUGUCAUGGAAGCUGUCAUAGCCCAACAGCUGUCAAAGUGGGAAGUGAAGGCCCCAAUGCCAUCAAUGUGUUUUAGAUCCAUUUGUAAACAAAUCAGCAAGAUGCAUGAGGCUGUCCUUGACAUACUUCCAGCUGAUCAGGUCAAGGAACUGUUUGGGAGGAUAAACAGUUGUUUUAAGAAGUUGGUUGCUCAGCAGCUGAACACGCUGGAGGUCUCCAAGAAUGGCGGCCCUCAGCACGGGCUGGUGAUGUCCGACCUUGCAUUCUACUCGGGAACAUUCAAGACAUUACGAGGAUUAGAGAGCCUGGCUCAGGAUACAAAUGAUGUGUGGGAUAUCAGGUGACAGCGUUUCUCCCAGUCAGUAGUCGCCUCUCUAUGUGCAAUAAACAAACCCUGGGCAUUCCGUGGAAUCAAACUCGCUCUCUUUACACAUUUGCCGUGUGUUUUAUUUAUUGAAGACUGUGCUGUUUUAUGCAUUUUAUGAAAUGUUUAUUUUCCAAGUCUGUGAUUUAAAUAAUCUAUGGCAGUGAUAUGUAUACUCUAAUAAAACAUAAUUUAUUGACA
This is a messenger RNA of Magallana angulata, 3258 nucleotides long. RefSeq names its product vacuolar protein sorting-associated protein 54-like. Lineage: Eukaryota; Metazoa; Mollusca; Bivalvia; Ostreida; Ostreidae. Bases 155 to 3037 code for a protein of 960 amino acids. Gene Ontology annotation, biological process: retrograde transport, endosome to Golgi; Golgi to vacuole transport. Gene Ontology annotation, molecular function: syntaxin binding. The transcript is spliced from 26 exons. The record is from RefSeq and is a predicted model, not a curated record. Gene Ontology annotation, cellular component: GARP complex.